CCCUGUGGCCGUGUGCGUGUGUACAUCAUGUAAAAAGUUGUAAACCGAAUUUUCCAUCUCAUAAAAGUCUUUCCGUUUCAUCAUUUCGUUCAUUCAAUCUCUCUCUCUCUCUCUCUCUCUCUCUCUCUCGCUGAAACACAAAAGGGAAAAGAAGAAGACACAACAGUAUUCAAAUCAAGAAAGAAAAUGAAAAAGCAGCAGCCCACCACAACAGUUCUGUAUCUUUUUCUCCAUUCCCACCAAUACCCAAUCUUCUAAUUCCACUGCAAUUCUUGCCUUUUCUUGUUUUUUGUUUUUUGCUUUUUGUUUCAUAAUAUCCAAAAUGACCAAGACUGAUGGGGGGGCUAUGGCAGCCAGGGCUAUGGAGCUGAAGAAGGAGUUGUGGAGACUGGUGAAGGAGAUUGUUGAUGAAGAUGACUAUAUGGUUGAGACAGCCGACCAGGCCAUCACAACAUUGUGUUCUUUGAAGUAUUUGAAGCAAUCAAACAACACCCUUUCUUUCAAACUUGAUGAUCAUGCUUUCACUGUUCCUCAAGAAUUCAGAUGUCCCAUUUCUAAAGAGCUCAUGAAAGACCCUGUUGUCUUGGCUACUGGCCAGACUUAUGAUCGUGCAUUCAUCCAGCGGUGGUUCAAUGAAGGUAACCGGACAUGCCCUCAAACCCAACAAGUCCUGUCCCAUUUAGAUCUUACCCCCAAUCAAUUGGUCAAAGAAAUGAUUUCCCAAUGGUGCAAGGAGCAUGGAGUUGAGCUUCCAAAGCCUGUAGACAAUAUUGAUGAGGCAGUAACUGCUGCAGAAAGAGUCUAUUUACAACCCGGCUAUAUAAAUUCUCUGCUUGACAAGUUGUCCCAACCACUUUCUGACCAGAAAGAAGCUGCAAAAGAGCUUCGGAAGCUAACAAAGAAAAUGCCAUCAUUCCGGGCCCUUUUUGGCGAGCACCCUGAUGCCAUUCCUCAAUUGCUUCAUCCACUCUCAUCAGGCAGUGCUGAUACUCAUCCUGAUCUCCAAGAGGAUUUGAUCACAACAGUUCUAAACCUCUCAAUUCAUGAUAAUAAUAAGAGACUAGUUGCAGAGGAUCCAGUGGCCAUACCUCUAAUUAUUGAAUCCUUAAAAUCUGGAACAAUUCAAACAAGAAGCAAUGCUGCUGCAGCACUCUUCACAUUAUCAGCCCUUGAUCCAAACAAGCUCAUUAUUGGAAAAUCUGGUGCCCUCAAACCUUUAAUUGACCUUCUAGAUGAGGGGCAUCCAUUAGCCAUGAAAGAUGCUGCUACAGCAAUAUUCAACAUUUGUUUUGCCCAUGAGAAUAAAGGGAGGGCUGUCAAUGAAGGUGCAGUCAAUGUGAUUUUGAAAAAGAUUGCGGAUCACGUACUAGUUGAUGAGUUGUUGGCUAUACUUGCAAUGCUUUCUAGCCAUCAGAAUGCUGUUGAUGAAAUGGGAGAGCUUGGCGCUGUGUCUUGCUUGCUCAAUGUCAUUAGGGAGAGCACUUGUGAACACAACAGGGAGAAUUGUGUAGCCAUUCUCUUCACCAUCUGUAUGAAUGAUCGAACUAAAUGGAAGGAGAUUAGGCAAGAAGAAAAUGCCAAUGGUACACUCUCUAGGCUUGCUCAAAGUGGAACUCUAAGGGCCAAGAGGAAGGCAAGUGGCAUCCUUGAGAGACUGAAUAAAGCUGCUUCAUUAACGCACACUGCUUGAUGAAGUAAAGCCCCUUUCUCCAAAAAAUUCAUAAAUUCAUUCGUAGUCACUCCUUGUAAAUAUCCUUUUCUCUCAAUUUGCUGCUGUACACAACAAUCCCAGCUCAGUUACCUGUAAAGAAAAAGGGUUCACACAUUUGUACACAUUACAUGUAUUCAUCGUGCACAGAUUUUGGUCCAUCUUAGGCUUGUAGAAGAGCACGGUACAUUUGGAUUUUUUUUUUACCUCUCUCUAUGAAUGAAUACGUUAGUUUUGAGUCUGACA
Messenger RNA from Quercus robur (English oak), 1954 nucleotides. RefSeq names its product U-box domain-containing protein 9-like. Gene Ontology annotation, molecular function: ubiquitin-protein transferase activity; protein binding. The transcript has 2 exons. Gene Ontology annotation, cellular component: nucleus; cytoplasm. Gene Ontology annotation, biological process: protein ubiquitination. NCBI's taxonomy places the organism in Eukaryota, Viridiplantae, Streptophyta, Magnoliopsida, Fagales, Fagaceae. The record is from RefSeq and is a predicted model, not a curated record. The coding region runs from base 323 to 1690 and encodes 455 amino acids.